Messenger RNA from Astrephomene gubernaculifera, 1499 nucleotides. Lineage: Eukaryota; Viridiplantae; Chlorophyta; Chlorophyceae; Chlamydomonadales; Astrephomenaceae. The record is from the annotation of a GenBank genome assembly.
CCGAAGUUACAGCCAAUUAAACAAAUAAUUUGGUUAAGUGACAGUCGACAGACCAUGUUUGUCUAAUGGUAUACCGGUACUGCUAACACAAGUUCGCAAUGUUUCCUCGCCUUCAAAGGCUACCGCUAUGGCGCUUCGUACGCUCUUUGCGCUGCCACAAUGCUGAUAUAAGCUUCUCCGCUUUAAGCGGCAGUGGUGUCGAGUGCUACGAGGCCUCAAACCGGAGGCAGGAACAGGAUGUUUUCCGGGACGGUGACUACGCGCGAAGCAAAAGCUGGCCCUCGAAGGAAGGCUUCCUUCCAGUUGAGACAUGGACGUCCGUGAGAGGUUUGGCGGGAGCAGCGCGAUCAAUGCUGAAGGGGCGCGACAGCCCUAGCCAUCGCAAGCAUCGUUGUCCACCAGGCUGGUCUCCGCCCCCUACGCGUGUUACGACGUUUUUGGCUGAGUGAGGGUCGUAGAAGCAGCAGCAUGGUACAACCACUGUGCAUGGGGCCUGCAUGCAUGCAGGUACUUGCCAUCGGGUGUUGGGAAUGCAUGCAUAGCGAGGGCGGGCAUGCACGGGCGAUGCAUGUUGGGAAGGUGCCUCUAAGGAGCUGACAAAGGAGCGGAUAGGAGGGAGGAUGACACCUAGAUAUGGGCAAGCAGGGCAGGUGGCGAUGGGAGGACCACACUCAGAAUUAAGCCUCAGUGCGCAGUAAUCCUGAUUUGCCGUACAACAGGAGGAGCAUGCGCCCAAUCACACUGAGGAGCCCGUCUGUCAUCCGCAUUCGCGAAAACUAAGACAACCAGCCACUAUGUCACAUGAUAUUGUCUGCAACCGGAGGUAACCGAACCCCCGCCAAAGUAUGGACGUACGACCAAUGCCCAAUGACCAAUGCAUAUGCCUGCUAGCCCUGCACUGGCGUCCCUCUCCACCAGCUGGGCCUCCUCUCUCAAGGCUCUACCAUGCAGGAAACCUGCAACAGUUCUCCAAAGACAAAAGGAGCCCCGUUCCCCGCUUGCCCGGUGCUUGACAGCCCCUGCUAACCGUGCUGGACAUACCGCGCAUGCUAGUUGCUUCUCAACAUCGGUCCCAGCCAGGAUACCAGUGCUGCUGGCCCUACACAACAUCCUACAUGGCUGGGGCUCCAAGGCGUCCACACAGCUCAACAUGGUAGAUGGUAAGGGAGGCGGCUGGUUCUAAUGGGUGCAGCUGCCGCUAUCGAGCUAUCACCCCCCUGGUUGGCAACAAGUGACUCUACAAACACACCUACAGCAGCCCCACGGGUCUCCAGUUGGAAGCAGCUAAGCCCGCCGCUACAGAGCAAGCUACACUGGUGACAAACACACUCAUAGUCAUGGUUCUGUCCCAGGUGUCAACAUAACUUGAUGCAACGGCGCAAGUGUCGAGUGGCAAUCAUGUAAAUGCGGAACAAGCUCAUCCGUCAUAGCCGUACCAUCAUCAUGUCGGCAUGCAAACAUGCCAGCAAAAACACGCUAAUGCAGUGCAUCUGCACAUG